CCGUUUCAUUUUCACAGUGUGUGGAGGAGUCAUGGUGGGUUAUGAGUUUUGAGCUACAACAACUGUGAAGUGUGAAGCUUUCAGGGCAAAGAAAAUGGCUAUGAUGCAGUGGUGCGGCGCACUGGCACGGCGAGUGAUGAUGACACAUAGACCACCUUCGAGCUCCCUAACACCACCACCAUCAUCAUCAAUAUCGGGAUCGGGAGUAGGAGUGCCGAUUGUGUGUGGGCGUGGGGACAAGAAGACCAAGAAGGGAAAGAGAUUCAAAGGGUCGUACGGAAACUCGAGACCCAAAAAGGAGAAGAAGAUUGAGCGUAUCAAGGACCGAGUUGAGGUCCCCAGGUCCACUCCUUGGCCUCUCCCUUUCAAGCUCAUCUAACUUUCUCUCUCUUUUAGUUUCUGGGUCUUUGAGUUUAGGGUCUGAGGGCUUCUUCUAUUAUCUCCUAUGGUUUUUUGUACAUUUUUUUCAUAAAAAAAGGUUGUUAAGAAUCAACUAGUGAAUGUUUCAUAUGUUUCUGACUUGUUUUUUUGAUAUUGGGUUCUCUUUGUUUUAAUGAAAUAUGAUGCUUUAUUGUUUA
This is a messenger RNA of Quercus lobata, 578 nucleotides long. Its product is annotated as 30S ribosomal protein S31. The record is from RefSeq and is a predicted model, not a curated record. Gene Ontology annotation, biological process: plastid translation. Gene Ontology annotation, cellular component: plastid; ribosome. NCBI's taxonomy places the organism in Eukaryota, Viridiplantae, Streptophyta, Magnoliopsida, Fagales, Fagaceae. Bases 95 to 379 code for a protein of 94 amino acids. The transcript has a single exon.